Fusarium coffeatum is the source of this 1065-nucleotide messenger RNA. RefSeq lists its product as uncharacterized. Lineage: Eukaryota; Fungi; Ascomycota; Sordariomycetes; Hypocreales; Nectriaceae. The record is from RefSeq and is a predicted model, not a curated record. Bases 1 to 1065 code for a protein of 354 amino acids. The transcript has 3 exons.
AUGGCCGACGUUGUUUAUUAUGAGCUGAGCUGGUCGAUCCUCAGCACCAUCGGCAUCGCUAAUACCUUAUUUGGUCUUAUGGUCGCUGGCAUCACCAGUUUUGGUCCUGUUUCUAUUGUUCCUAUUGUUACGAGUGUGGCUGGAGCGAUAGCCAACGGGCUUUGCUAUUAUGCCUUCUACGAUCCGACAAAUGGACCCACCGCUCAGGCUGUGGCUUCAAUAUUCGCCGAUAUUCUUUGGCUGAUACAAGAAGCCGGUUUGUCGUUUUACAGUUACAUCAUCCUUAGCCGAGUCCUACGCGGUCGACCAUGGAUAAUAUUUGCAACUUCAUACUGGUCCAUGAUCGUCUCCGUCACAGCAAUCAGAGUCGUCAUCGCCAUCAUUCGAGCCCGUCGUAUCCUUCAAGGUCUCAAUGAAGAUCAGUCGCUUAUUAACCACCUUCACAUGGGCUACUUUAUCCUCAUCGCCCUCCUGGAAUGUCUCAGCUCAUUCUUUCUCCUUCGAGUCUUUGGCUCAGCCAAGUCGACGUCUCUUAGUGCUGCCAUCAAGGCUGGUCUCUUCCGAUAUCUUAUGCGAAGCACCGAGGUCCGGCUUGCACUUCUUGCUGUGCUUGGUGUGAUGCGAGCCAUCACGUACUCCUUCCAAAAUGACCAGCAGAUGGCAACGAAUCUUGCUUCGCAGAUUGACCGGUUUGCGUAUGCGAUGGAAUGCAUGUUCCCUGUCAUGAUGAUCAUCGAUAUCCUUGCUUCCAAAGUAGUCUUCCACAAUCAAGUCUACGGUUCAUCCGGUCAUAGCCGAAACCAACAACCUACUUAUACCCGUCAACGUUUCGGCGGCACCGGUCGCGAUAUUGUCCUUACCACACAGCAAGGCGAGAACAUUGUUGAAGUCCGAGGUGGCGAAGGAAGCGGUAAUAGAACAAGCUCACAAGAACGUAUCAUCAGUCGGAGAGACCACAGGAACCCAUCAUCGGACAUUAGCAUGGAUGAAAUGGACUCCAAACAGAUUGGGAUCAGUAAAACCGUCGAGUUUGAGGUGCACACCUCCGAUGAGGCCGUGCGAUAA